GAAAUACAGCACGCACAUGAAAUGAAAGGUCAAACAACUGGCAGUGUCUCACAACUACCAGUCUCUUGAUAGAGAAGACUGAUCGGUAACCUCAGUAGCUUCCUCACCUUCCGCUACAUGGCCUCUUCUCCGCAGAGACUCCAAGAAUGGCCCAAGCAGGACAAAGUUCUGCUUCGUCUUCUUCUUCUUCUUUUAGUCCAGUUGACAGGGGCUCUGGAGCUGCUGCUUCUCCUUCUGUUGCUUCUUCCAUCAAUGGGGAGUCUUCUGGCGCUGCGUCAUCGUCUUAUUCUGGAGCUCGCGAAGAAGAGCAUCAAUUUGGAGAGUUAGAGUCGGAGCAGCAACACAUUGGACUAUCUCGAGGAAUUUUUUUUGCCUUCAAUAGUGCAUCAGCGAUUAGAGAUGAUACUUGGUCUUGCGUCAUUGUAGUCCUCACCUUUUGGUUCUUCGUAUCAAUGACUUUGAUUUUGGGAGUCUAUGGUUCUGUGACUAUAAUCUUAGGACCCAAUUCCUCAGCUCUUAUUCAACCGAGUCCCUUAUUUGUGCAGUCAAUAAAGGUGGAAGAGGUGGAUAGUAAUAAUCCUGGGCUAAUUCUAAAUGGUUUUUAUAAACCUCCAUCACUUGAUGUUGUGAAGUCGUGGACCAAAUCUGUUAACGUCUCUGUUCCAGCAGAUUCUCAUAAGGAGUGGCUAUAUUUCCUGAAUGAGGGAUCUCAAAUAAAUAUUUCAUACUGUGUGAACUCCCCAAGCUCCUCCCUUUUUCUUGUCAUUGCCCAAGGUACUGAAGGCCUUUCUCAAUGGCUGGAGGACCCAACAUAUCCAAACACCACUUUAUCAUGGAAUGUCGUUCAUGGAAGUGGUAUUAUCCACCAGAAAAUACUGAAAUCUUCAAGUUAUUAUGUUGCAGCAGGGAACCUGAACUCAGGGGAUGUAGAGCUGCAGCUAAACCUCAGUAUAAAGGCUUUCCUUUACAAUACAGCUGAAGCUUAUUACUCGUGUACUUUCGUUGACGGCAUAUGUAGUUUGAGCAUUCUGUUUCCAAAUGGAAAUGCUGCUGUCUUAACCUCGCCUGGUCCAGAAGAUGAUUCACCAAGUAAUGAGUGGUAUGUCAAAAUGUCCUAUGGACCGAGAUGGGCAACAUAUGUUGUUGGCAUAGCUGCAAUGACUGUGCUCAUGUUGGCGGCAUUCCACUUCUUGAACAAGUUCCGAUGCAUUCAUGAAGAAGGGACUGGAGUUCAGAAUGGCGAGGUGGAUCCUGGGAGAGCUCCAUUGCUUUCAUAUAAAGAUGAUGAUCUCUCAAGCUGGGGAUCUUCUUAUGAUUCUGUCUCAAAUGAUGAAGAGGAUCUUGAAGAUCUUCUAGCAUUAGGUUCCUUAGAAGGAAAGUCAUCAAGAGAUGGUGAAAAUGGCAAUAAUACCCGGCGUCUGUGUGCAAUUUGCUUUGAUGCUCCAAGGGACUGCUUCUUCCUCCCAUGUGGGCACUGCGUUUCCUGUUUUGCAUGCGGAACAAGGAUAGUGGAGGCUGCUGGUACUUGCCCCAUAUGUCGUAGGAAUAUGAAGAAGGUGAGGAAGAUUUUUACCGUUUAAGCCUUUAAGAAGCAAGCAUUAUUUGUAGCACUUGCACAGCCCAGCUGAGUAACUUGUACUAUUUCAUUGGUAAGAUUAUUCCAUUUCUUCCCUGUUGAUGGAUUUUGAUAGAGUUGCGUUUGCCAAGGAAAUUAUAGGUGGGAGAUCAAAAAUGUUUUCAAGGUGAAAUAAACAUGCCUACUUGUUCGACUCAGACCUACGAUCAUGUAACUUUGUGUUUUGCUAUAAAAUUUCAGAAUACAUGUACUUAAAGUUGAUAUAAUUCAAAGAUGCAUAUGUUAAUGAUCAUUUCUUUUGAAAUAGUGUUCUUUGGAGCAGUAAUUUAUGCAGUACACGUUCAUUCGGUUA
Molecule: messenger RNA, 1928 nt
Organism: Manihot esculenta (cassava)
Lineage: Eukaryota; Viridiplantae; Streptophyta; Magnoliopsida; Malpighiales; Euphorbiaceae
Product: E3 ubiquitin-protein ligase APD2
Exons: 11
Coding region: 147-1580 (477 amino acids)
Source: RefSeq, a predicted model, not a curated record